This is a messenger RNA of Rubroshorea leprosula, 524 nucleotides long. Lineage: Eukaryota; Viridiplantae; Streptophyta; Magnoliopsida; Malvales; Dipterocarpaceae. The record is from the annotation of a GenBank genome assembly.
AAUUUUAGUUAACUAUCAAAUAUUAAAGCCCUUUAUUCUAUCUACUCAUCUUCACAUUUUAUUAUGGUAAAAGGAAUUAAAUUUGUCAUGUGGUUAGCUGUCCUGAGGAUUUAAAUGUUAAGAGCAACAUGUUAUGUUGGAUUCCAUGUUGUACUAGACCGGAGGAACUAGAUGGAUUGAAUCUUGUGUUCAUUAGGAAGGAGAUGUUAGGAAAAGAUGAAGGGCUGCCCUCCAUUGAGUCAGUGAGACAAUGGAAACAAAGAGAGGAGCAGAUGCUCCCAUCUGUUGGUCCCGCUUACCUCUAUGAUUACCCUCCUGAGAUGAGUACCCCAUCACACAAUUCUGUCCUGAAGUCAUAUCUCUUGAUGACGGUAAUAUGUGCUUCAUAAAGCAGUUUUGAUAUUGGACUUCAUGUCGCACUUGACUAGAGGAAAAUAGGCAGAAUUCAUCAGCAAGGGGAGGUUAGGAGAAACAAGAGGAUUGCUUUUACUGUGUGAACGAGAUAAUGAAGAUUGCAAUUGAAA